Enterobius vermicularis (human pinworm) is the source of this 849-nucleotide messenger RNA. NCBI's taxonomy places the organism in Eukaryota, Metazoa, Nematoda, Chromadorea, Rhabditida, Oxyuridae. The record is from the annotation of a GenBank genome assembly.
AAAGGUUUGAUAGCUUGUGCUGUCGCGUCUGUAUUUUUUGGCUCAAUGUUUGUACCUAUUAAGAAGUACAAUGCUGGUGACGGAUUUUAUGUUCAGUGGCUGAUGAGCAUUUCUAUCGUCAUAGUCGCAUUUGCAACAUGGAUCUGGGAAGGUCUUCCUCAGUUUUAUCCACUGGCAAUGGUUGGCGACUUUCAUCCUUCUUUAGGCAACGCAACAGCAGUGCCAAUCAUCAGGCGAUUGGGCAUGGCUAUGGGUAUCCUGAUUUGGAACACCACUAACUGUUUGGCUGGUUGGGCUGGUGGUAAUUUUGGUCUCUUUGGAAUGACCGCUAGACCAGCUGCAAAUAAAUUACUUAAUUAUGUCGGGCUUCUUUUUGUCAUCGUAGGUGGUAUUGGUUUGUCUUUAAUUGCUGGUAUAUUUUACGGAUGUACAUUUGUCCCAGUGAUUUACAUCCAAGACAAUGUUUUUGGUGCAAGUCAGAGGGGAACUCCGUAUGUGUUUUCACAUUCCAUGGGAAUCUUCCUAACUGCAACUGCGUUGUUCUUCGGAUACUGCGUUUUCAAAAAAAAUAAGCCCGUUAUUAACAACCAAAUUACCCUACCAGCAUAUAUCGCUGGGUUACUUUGGAUAGUUGCUCAAACGUCCUUCUUUAUCGCGAACGAAAAUCUUAGUCAGACGGUUUCGUUCCCAAUCAUCACUAUGAUCCCUGGAUGCGUGGCUUCGCUAUGGAGUAUAUUCGUAUUCAAGGAAAUUCGGGGAGCUCGAAAUCUACGACUACUUGGAAUUGCAAUUGCGAUAACUCUUUGCGGAGCAAUGAUGGUUGGCUUGUCAAAAAGUUUAACUUUUUAA